Xylona heveae TC161 is the source of this 503-nucleotide messenger RNA. Its product is annotated as YjgF-like protein. Bases 53 to 490 code for a protein of 145 amino acids. The record is from RefSeq and is a predicted model, not a curated record. NCBI's taxonomy places the organism in Eukaryota, Fungi, Ascomycota, Xylonomycetes, Xylonales, Xylonaceae. Gene Ontology annotation, molecular function: deaminase activity. The transcript is spliced from 2 exons. Gene Ontology annotation, cellular component: cytosol.
UAAGGAUUUCAGAAAAUAUAAUAAUUCAUCAUGUAAAUCCAAAUCCACACCAAUGGCGCCCUCCUCGCAUCCAGCACUGACGGUCAUUGACCCGCCAGAGAUCUCUGCCAGCCCUAUGACUGCACAAGUAGUGUCGAUCAAUAGCAAUGCGCGCGUCAUCCAUACAAGCGGGCAAAUGCCCAUCGAUCGCCACGGAAACAUUCCCGCUGCGUACCCCGAUCAGAUUAAACUCUGCCUCGACAAUCUCGAUGCCUGCCUGAAGAGUGCUGGAGCUGGCCGCAAAGAUAUUGUCAAACUUACCUACUACAUCGUCAACUACAAUCCGACCUGGCGCCCACAUGCUGAAAUCCUCAUGGACUACCUUCAAGGCCACAGGCCGUGCACAACUUUGGUUCCAGUACCUGCUCUUGCUCGGGCCGAGCUCUUGUUUGAGAUUGAAGCCGUUGCAGCUCUUCAAGGUUCUUCUCCGAAUCCAAGAUCCGUGCUUUGAUAAUAUUGCCGUA